AUGUCUCCUUAUACUGUCGUUUCUACUGAUCAAGCUCCAGCUGCUAUCGGUCCUUAUGUCCAGGCGGUCAAAUAUAAUGGUCUCAUUUACGCUUCCGGAUGUAUCCCUCUGGAUCCAAAAACGAUGAAUGUUGUCGAAGGUGGAAUUGAAGAACAGACCAAUCAAGUGUUCAAAAAUGUUUCCGCGGUAUUAUCUGCAUCUUCAUCAUCUCCUUCUUCCGUUUUGAAAACUACAGUCUUUUUGAAAAAUAUGAAUGAUUUUGUGGCUUUCAAUACUAUUUACGCUGGGUUUUUCGGGGAGACUAAACCUGCUAGAAGUUGUGUGGAAGUUGCUAGGUUACCUAAAGAUGUUUUGGUGGAGAUUGAAUUCGUCGCUGUCGAGGAGAAAUAA
Messenger RNA from Tremella mesenterica DSM 1558, 390 nucleotides. RefSeq lists its product as uncharacterized. The record is from RefSeq and is a predicted model, not a curated record. Lineage: Eukaryota; Fungi; Basidiomycota; Tremellomycetes; Tremellales; Tremellaceae. Gene Ontology annotation, molecular function: deaminase activity. The transcript has 5 exons. Bases 1 to 390 code for a protein of 129 amino acids. Gene Ontology annotation, cellular component: mitochondrion; cytosol.